Molecule: messenger RNA, 732 nt
Organism: Paracoccidioides lutzii Pb01
Exons: 5
Coding region: 1-732 (243 amino acids)
Cellular component (GO): mitochondrion
Source: RefSeq, a predicted model, not a curated record
AUGCGUAUGAUCAUGUCCUAUUAUCUAACCAUCCUACUCCAAAAGAUACCCCCGACGAUCCCAGAAUUCGACUUCUCAGGUAUCGUCGUCGCUCUUUCUGUCAAUGCAAAGCCGGCUCUCCGAGCAGAGUUCCCACCCGGCGCUCCCGUGCUGGGCAUGAAUGAUCGCAUCUUUGAGGCGGCGUCGGGGUUGGCAGCUGUGGCUUGUACGGCAAUGAAUCUUGUGACAAGGACCCGGGUGAAAAAGGGGGAUAGGGUACUAGUUAAUGGAGGUAGCUCCGGGACCGGGUUGAUGACUAUACAACUCGUGAAGGAUAUUGUGGGGGUGACGGGGAGGGUUGUGGCGGUUUGUUCAGUGAACAGUGAGGCAGCAGUUAAGGGGGUCAUCCACUACACCACCCACGACCCUUUACAUUCCCAUCCCGUAACGCACCACUCCCACGACAGCGCUAAUGGUCCUUUCGACCUCAUCUUUGACACCAUCAGCGUCCAGGACCUCUACACGCAUAGCGCUGCCUACCUCGUGCGCUCCAUCUCAAGCCUCCCACAAACAUUCCUCUGUAUCGGCCCCUCAAAACAUAGGAUCGAGAAAGUGAGCAAGUUUUUUGAGGAGGGGAAGUUGGGAGUUGUCGUGGGCUCUGUCUGGGAGAUGGACGGUGUAAUGAAGGCUUAUGAGCGGAGCAUGACGAGGCAUACGAAGGGGAAGGUGAUUGUGAAGAUCCAAGAGGUAUGA